AUGGCUGAACACGAGAACGGUGCUGAAGAAUCUCUGGUGUUCCAGAACGCAGUGCCUGGUGAGGUCAGGGACGACAUGCCGGUAAGAGUGAACUACAACCAUGCUCUGGAGUACCUUGGCGGGUUCGGACUCUGGCAGAAGAGGUUGUUCCUCCUCAUCUGUCUGCCUGCCGGAUUUAGCGCCUUCCAGGUGAUGGGGAUCGUCUUCCUCGCGUUCGAGCCCGACUUUAAGUGCCAGGUGCCCCUGGAAGCCUUUUCGGGGCUGAACGCGACCCCGGCCGAGCUGCUGAACAUCACCAUCCCCUGGGAGGUCAAGGACGGGGAAUGGAAACGGAGUCAGUGCGAACGUUACAGCUACAAUGUUUCCAACACGGACCUGCACUCCUCCUUUCGAGACUUUGUGGAAGCAUACCCCACAGCCAACCGGACCCAGAUCCCAUGUGACCAAGGGUACGAGCAUGACACGUCCGAGUACAAGAGCACUGUUGUUACCGACUGGGACCUGGUGUGUAAGAACAGCUGGAAGGUCAGUCUGGCCGAGUCUAUGUGGUUCGCCGGGCUCAUGGUCGGAGCGGUGGUGGGCGGGCACAUAGCCGACAGGUGCGCUUCGGUCGUGUAUCUGUUCGGGAUCGUCUGUGCCUUCUCACCGAACUACGCCGCGUUUGUAUCCUUCCGCACCAUCAUAGCGGCCUGCACCAUGGUCUCCGUGCUGGUGCCAUUCGUCAUGGUAACAGAGCUGGUGUCCCCCGACAAGCGCAGUCUGGUGGGGAUGGUGAUCUGGAUCUACUGGGCGGUGGGGUACGUGCUGCUGUCCGGGAUAGCUUACUUCAUCCGCACCUGGAUGUGGCUUCAGAUUGCCGUCACCAUGCCCUAUCUCAUCUUCAUUUCCUUCUGGUGGCUUGUUCCCGAGUCCCCGCAAUGGCUGAUCUCCAGAAAUCGUCACGAAGAGGCGGCCGCCAUUUUGAAGGAUGCCGCAAGGGUCGCCAAGGUCACCCUACCUGAUGAAGUCUUCCAUGAUACAAUUCCUUUAGCCCAGACGGAGGAAAAGGCUAAGAAGAAAGAGAAGGUCUUCACAUUCAUUGACCUGUUCAGAACCCCGAACCUUCGGAAAUGGUCUGUCAACAUUUUCUUCAACUGGGUCGUCAACACUCUGGUGUAUUACGGGAUUUCCCUCAACACAGCUGCUCUGAGUGGAAACUUGUACCUAAACUUUGCCAUUUCCGGGCUCAUCGAGAUUCCGGCGUAUCUGAUCUCAAUCUUCAUCCUGGACAGGUUUGGAAGACGCUGGCCUCUGUGUGGGCUGCUUCUGUUUGGAGGCGUCGCCUGUAUCGUGGCCUUCUUCAUCCCCAAACACCUUGGCUGGAUGACCACCACUCUGGCCAUGACCGGAAAGUUCUGUAUCACCGCCUCUUUCGCAGUUAUCUACAUCUUCUCGGCUGAGAUAUUUCCUACUGUAGUAAGGCAAAUCGGAAUCGGCAUGUCCUCCAUGAACGCUCGUGUCGGCGGCAUGGUCGCCCCGUUCGUGAAUUUACUGGGCCGUCAUUGGGCGCCGAUGCCUUACGUCAUCUUCGGGGGCGCGUCGAUCGCCGCCGGACUGCUGGCGCUGCUGCUUCCGGAAACCAAGGGGAAGGCACUUCCGGAAACCAUCGAGGAGGCAGAGAACAUCGGGAAGAAAGACGCCAUUGUGGAAGAGGAGUGAUUUCAUCGAAGAAGUGAAGCUAAGACAGACUAGCUAGCGCUUGAAGGUAGGCCGGCACUGUCUGUCAAGAACUGUAACAGUUACGCAAGAAAACAUUGUAACAGUCUGUUACAGUGUUUCCUUGCGUACUAACAGUCAUACACAAGAAAACACAGAGACAGUUACACAAGGAAAAACUGUAACAGUUAGUGAGUUACACGG
Branchiostoma belcheri (Belcher's lancelet) is the source of this 1899-nucleotide messenger RNA. Its product is annotated as organic cation transporter protein-like. The coding region runs from base 1 to 1698 and encodes 565 amino acids. Gene Ontology annotation, molecular function: transmembrane transporter activity. The transcript has 12 exons. Gene Ontology annotation, cellular component: membrane. Lineage: Eukaryota; Metazoa; Chordata; Leptocardii; Amphioxiformes; Branchiostomatidae. Gene Ontology annotation, biological process: transmembrane transport. The record is from RefSeq and is a predicted model, not a curated record.